AUCCGACUAGCGUGGGAGGGGGUGGGGCCAGGAUAAGACGCGCGCGCGCUGCCUCGUGCUGCAGAUCCUGGGUGUUAGCUGCGUGCGCCUGCAACUUCUUGUGCAAAGCCCUCCCAGGACAUGGCCUCAGGAAAAGCCCGCAUUGGGCAGCCGGCCCCUCACUUCCAGGGCACAGCUGUGGUAGAUGGUGUCUUCAAGGAGAUCUCCCUGGACGACUAUAAAGGGAAGUACCUGGUGCUGUUCUUCUACCCUCUGGACUUCACCUUCGUCUGCCCCACGGAGCUUGUGGCCUUUUCAGACCGGGCUGGCGCCUUCCGGCAGCUGCAGUGCGAGCUCCUGGCUGUCUCUGUGGAUUCCCAUUUUUCCCACCUGGCCUGGACACAGCUGUCACGAAGGGAAGGGGGCCUGGGGACCAUGGCCAUCCCGCUGCUGUCGGACUUGACCCGCACCAUCGCCUGUGACUAUGGUGUCCUCAAGGAGGAUGAGGGUAUCGCCUACAGGGGCCUGUUCAUCAUCGAUGCAGAGGGGCGGCUGCGGCAAGUGACCAUCAAUGACCUGCCAGUGGGGCGCUCAGUGGAUGAGACCAUGCGCCUGGUGCAGGCCUUCCAGCAUGCUGACCAGCAUGGUGAAGUGUGCCCUGCAGACUGGCAGCCAGGUGGUGACACCAUCAAGCCCACAGUGAGGGAGAGCAAGGAGUACUUUGCCAAGCAGCCCUGAGUCAGCUGGCCAAGGGGAUGGGCCUGAACCUGGCCAUGCCUCUUUCUCCCUGGGGGGGAGCUUCUUGAGGGGGCAGGGUUUGAAGCUACCCCCCCCCCCCCUGCACAGUUGGAAGCUAAUGAUGAGAAUAAAGUGAGUGUUUCAUGGCAAAA
Messenger RNA from Alligator mississippiensis (American alligator), 869 nucleotides. It is a transcript of the gene PRDX2, whose product is annotated as peroxiredoxin 2. Gene Ontology annotation, cellular component: cytosol. Gene Ontology annotation, biological process: removal of superoxide radicals; leukocyte activation; response to oxidative stress. The record is from RefSeq and is a predicted model, not a curated record. Gene Ontology annotation, molecular function: thioredoxin peroxidase activity. NCBI's taxonomy places the organism in Eukaryota, Metazoa, Chordata, Crocodylia, Alligatoridae. The coding region runs from base 121 to 717 and encodes 198 amino acids. The transcript has 6 exons.